CAGGGCACAACAACAGAAAUGGCGGCCGCUACACGGUUUCUAAUCCGAGGUGCAAACUCGAAAGUUGCAGUCGCCAGUGUAAGUAGUGGGGCCCGGAGCUCCUUCGGGGCCACUUUGUUGAAGUUAUGGCCGAGCUGCAGCUCUCAUUCACGGAUACAGCGGAGACACGCAACUCACUUCACCUUCCAUCCUGACCCCGUCCCGACCCAGUAUGGCUCAACUCAGAAGAUGAACUUGUUCCAGUCCAUAACCAGUGCCUUGGACAACACACUUGCCAAUGACCCCACAGCAGUCAUUUUCGGGGAGGAUGUGGCCUUUGGAGGAGUAUUCCGAUGCACAGUGGGACUUAGAGACAAAUAUGGUAAAGACAGAGUCUUCAACACCCCUCUAUGUGAGCAAGGUAUUGUGGGAUUUGGUAUCGGUGCAGCUGUCGCUGGUGCCACAGCCAUUGCCGAGAUCCAGUUUGCUGACUAUAUCUACCCUGCAUUUGACCAGAUUGUAAAUGAAGCAGCCAAGUACCGCUAUCGCUCUGGCAACCUAUUCGACUGCGGCAACCUCACCAUUCGGGCACCGUGGGGGUGUGUUGGCCAUGGAUCACUUUAUCACUCUCAGAGCCCUGAAGCCUUCUUUGCCCAUUGUCCAGGCAUCAAGAUUGUAAUACCCCGAGGACCAGUGCAGGCAAAGGGACUCCUCCUCUCUUGUAUAGCUGAUAGGAAUCCCUGUAUAUUCUUUGAGCCCAAGAUCCUUUACAGAGCAGCAGUGGAGCAGGUUCCCGUGGAGCCCUACACCAUCCCACUCUCGCAAGCAGAUAUCCUGCAGGAAGGAAGCGACGUCACUUUAGUGGCUUGGGGAACACAGAUCCAUGUAAUGCUGGAGGUUGCGAAGAUGGUUCAGGAGAAACUAGGCGUGUCCUGUGAGGUUAUCGAUCUACAGACCAUCCUGCCCUGGGAUACUGAAACUGUUUGCAAGUCCGUGGUGAAAACUGGGCGUUUGCUCGUCAGUCAUGAGGCACCAGUCACAGGUGGAUUUGCUGCUGAGAUCAGCUCAACAGUGCAGGAGGAGUGCUUCCUCAACUUGGAGGCUCCCAUCUCCAGGGUUUGUGGUUAUGACACUCCAUUCCCUCACAUUUUCGAGCCCUUCUACAUCCCAGACAAGUGGAAGUGCUUUGAAGCUGUCAGGAGGAUGAUCAGCUACUGAACUGGUCAGGGCCAGCUACUGUUCCUCAACUUGGAGUCCUGAGCUCUCCCUUCCCCUCUACAUUUAUCCAGUCGAUGGACAGCAGCCAGGAAAAGACACUUUGUCAACCAUCUAAUCAGGAAUCAGAAUCCAGAUGUUUUUAUGUCCCUCUACACUCACCAGCUAUAGACUGUUACCUCUGGAUUAGGGAACUUUUCCUUUUGAUGGAAAAAUAGAUGACCUCUUGGUCUGUUCUAGCUAUUGUCGAGCUAACGCAUAUCAUUUCCACAUAAACUAAAGCUGAAAUCUCCAUUUUCACUGUUAUUACAGGGGCCCUGUCAGGAUAGUUUUUUAGGGAGUGGUUCUUUAUCUGGUGCGAGGGUCUAAGGACAGGAUGUUGUGUUGCUGUAAAGCCCACUGAGGCAGAUUUGUAAUUUGUGAUAUUGGGCUAUGAAAAUAAAAUUAGCUUGACUUGAUAGUUGGUUGAAUGUGUGUCUCCCUGCCUGUCAUCGCUGUUACUCAUGAUGAGAUGGGUCGUCACCUUUCUAAUCUUUAUUUCGUCUGAUGUGAACUUAAUCAUGUUAAAAUGUUCAAGACUUUAUCAAAAUAACUAGACUGUGGUUUUCAAGGAAAAUAAAGCUAUAAUGUGAAU
Lampris incognitus (smalleye Pacific opah) is the source of this 1828-nucleotide messenger RNA. RefSeq names its product branched chain keto acid dehydrogenase E1 subunit beta (gene bckdhb). Gene Ontology annotation, biological process: branched-chain amino acid catabolic process; response to nutrient. NCBI's taxonomy places the organism in Eukaryota, Metazoa, Chordata, Actinopteri, Lampriformes, Lampridae. The record is from RefSeq and is a predicted model, not a curated record. Bases 19 to 1197 code for a protein of 392 amino acids. Gene Ontology annotation, molecular function: catalytic activity. The transcript is spliced from 11 exons.